Dimorphilus gyrociliatus is the source of this 2336-nucleotide messenger RNA. NCBI's taxonomy places the organism in Eukaryota, Metazoa, Annelida, Polychaeta, Dinophilidae. The record is from the annotation of a GenBank genome assembly.
AUUUAGUGACCGAUAAUAAGUUGUAGCAGACGAAAUAUGUUUUUAAGAAAUUUCCCGAAAACUACGCGCUUGCUACGAUAUUUUACAAGUAAUCUUGAUGCACAAACUGCAGGAGAGAUAAAGAUGAUUCGCAUUUUGAGAAAUCGAUUUCCUGAAGCCUCCGAAAUCGAAGUUAAAGAUAUUUCUGGAGGAUGUGGUAGCAUGUUUGCUAUAUUUAUAGAAGACAAAGUCUUUGAAGGAAAAAAAACUAUAGCACAGCACCGACUAGUUAAUGAAGCACUCAAGUAUGAAAUCAAAGAACUGCACGGUCUUCGAAUUGUUACAACUGUUCCCAAUAAAGUCGUAUCAUAAGAAAAAUCAAGAUUCAAUAUUAUCCGGCAAUCUUUCCGGUAAUUUAUACUCAUCAGCACUUCCCGCAAAAAAAGACGGCUCGGCGUUUUGAGACACCCUAGGUAAUAACGGAGGUUCAAAGAAUAGAUUCUUUUUUUCCGAUUCUUCUGAGGCUGUUUUUCUGCAGCUGAUAAAACUUGGAAAAGGAUUCUUGUACAGAGUAGCUUUUUUUUUUAUCCUUUGAGGUAAUAGCUCUUCACUAAUUAGCCCAGAUGUCAAUUUACAAUUAAGAUCCCGAAUGUUUGUAAAAAACGCAUAAGACUCCUUCCCGUUUUUGACUGAAUCAUUUUUGCUGCUCAAUAUAGGCUUUGCAGAGUAUGAUCUUCGUUUCGACAAGUGAGCAAUCUAGAUUAUAGGGAAACGUUUAAAAGAGACUAAAGCACAAAUAUUUAGAAACACUAACCGGAAAAGUAGCAGGCGAAAUCUCCCCUCGCGCUACCCCGUCUUCAAUACUUUCCGGAGCUUCCUUUGGAAGAUUUUUUGCAGCAAGUAUUGCUGUUGCCAAAUUUUUUUCACUUAACCUCAUAGUAGAAGGAUAGUUUGCAGCGAAAUCUGCGCUCUUUUUUCUUUGUAAAGAUCUUUCACACUUGUAGCAAUGUCGAGAUCCAAGAAUUUUGCAAUAGUGCUGUUGCUCUAAUCGAGCUAGACAAGUCUUUGGUCUCUCUUUUCGAGAACAUCUCUCCACCAAUUCUCUUUUAUUGUCUUUAAAUUUGACUGUUUGCAGGUGAAUGAGCAAAUCGGCUGGUGUAAUAGGCUCCAUUCAGCAAAAUAGACAGUUGAAUUUCGUUUACACAAUUUCUAUCGAUUUGCCCAAACAAAGCUGUUAUUGAUUUUUCGAUAUUCAAUCGACUUUCGUUGUUUGCUUAAAACGUAUGAAGAACUUUGUUUUUUAGAGGCCUUUCUAUUUAACCAAGUAUACUUAAAUUUAUGAGAUAUUCACAUUAGAUUUACAUUCUCUAACAGUUACGAAUUGUUCGAGGAAGUAAGUUUGAAAAGAUUUACGUAAAUAAAUGGGACGAUACUUUGUAUGUGAGAUAUUAACGAAAGUACUAAAAAUAUUGAUGUUAAGAGAUAAAAUCUCUGGACAAAACCUAAUAUUUUAUAGACUGAUGAAAUUCAGUUGAGGGGAAAUAAAUUUAAUUUAUUUUUAAUAAAGGGUUUGUUAAAUAUUGCUGCAGUUUACAAAUAUAAUCAAUAUACUGUAGAUAAACUUGUACACAGUACAUAGAAUAGUGUUCGUUAAAUGAAAAUAUUCAAGUCUGAAGCAGGAAAAUUUCCUAUUUGUAAAUGGAUAUGACUAAAAUUUUAGAACGUCCUUUCUGUUUCGUCAUCUCCCUGAUAUACAAUAUGAAUAGCUGUAUCUUUUUGGGGAGGCUCAUCCUCAUGAACUAUAACAGGUGUUGGUGGUCUUUCCCCCUUCUUAUUUACUUCCUCGAGCCACUCAUAUAUUCUUCUUUUUUGAUCAGAUUCAAUGUGGAGAGAAUUUUCGUUUUUCUCCACCAAAAAGUCGGGCUGUGACUGAGAGUGUUUAAGCCCUUUUUGUUUAUUUUGGGUACCGCCAGCCCGACGUGCAACAUGGCUUUUAUGUAAAGACUGUUCUGAUGGAUAUUUAGUUAGCUGGACAUUCCUGCUUGUUUUUUGAGUGAGUGUUGUAUUCUGCCUUUCCAUUCUUGCGAGAUUCGAGUUCGAUGGUGUUCUCCUGACAAUCCUUUUAGGAGACUGUUUCCUGGAUAGUGAUGAACGUCUCCCAUUUGAUUCAACUAAUUUUCCUAUUUGACCACUUGAUAAACCAGAUGCAGGACGGUUAUUAAUAGGGGGUAGAGCUUCUCCGCAAUUUCCAAUCCCAAGACUUACUGAUUCGUCCGAGACGGUUGUUCCCCGGCCAUUCAAGCGAUGAAAAGACUCGUCGUGAGAUGAGUGAGAGGAUAAUUUUGAGUCGAUUUUUU